This is a messenger RNA of Schizophyllum commune H4-8, 1536 nucleotides long. RefSeq lists its product as uncharacterized. Bases 1 to 1536 code for a protein of 511 amino acids. Gene Ontology annotation, molecular function: protein binding. The transcript has 2 exons. The record is from RefSeq and is a predicted model, not a curated record. Lineage: Eukaryota; Fungi; Basidiomycota; Agaricomycetes; Agaricales; Schizophyllaceae.
AUGUCCCUUGUGCCGAAUGAGCCCGUGUGUCUACCAUGUGAGAUUCUGGAUAUCAUCUUUUCCGAUCAAGAUAUCUCCCAGCGCGACCUCGGUCGCCUGGCGCGGGUAUCGCGGGACUGGCAUGAUGCAGCUACUCCGCUGCUUUGGGAAACCAUGCACGGGCUUCAGCCGUUGCUCAGGCUGCUCCCCUGUGACGCAUGGCACUUGGAACCCAGAACAACAGGAAUCCAAGGGACGCGCUUGUCACUGCGUCGACAAAUAUUGGGAACAGACUGGGACACCGUAUACAGUCGAGCUCAGCUGGUGAAGGCCCUCAUCACUGCGAAGGACCCCGCGGAUCCCACCUCGGACUGUGCCGAAGCAGUCGUCGAGGCACUCGCCAGGUGUCCUCCACCCCGUUGUCUCUUCCCGAACCUUCGCUGCCUGCGCUUCGAGAUCCCUCGUUCCACGCCUAUGGUGCCCUUGAGCCCUGCCUUCACCUCACUGUAUAAUCUGCUGCUGUCUCCUCUCUGCAUUACCAGCUACACGCUCCGCGAGCUCGUCGUGACCGAAUCCACCUUCAUCCUCCCCGAGGAUUACCACACGCAUGGCUCGAAGCUUCUGAUGGCCAUCCCACAGCACUACACCCUUCUCGAAAAGGUAGACCUCUUCAUCCGCGACAAACGGAAUACAGACCUGCUUGCCACAUUCGCCUACAUCCCGACCCUGCGCACGCUCCACCUGCGCUUCAGCGUUAGGGCCCGCAGCCUGGACUUCACUGACGUGACCCCUUCUCAAAUGCCCAGCUGCUUUCUGGCCCUGCAGCACCUCGGCCUGCACGGCCUCUUCGCGCCCGCCCUCAUGGGUGCCCUGCGCUCAUGGCGCUUCCCCUUCCUGCGCACUUUCUCCGCCCUCCCGCUAUUCCGCGCCGACGCUGACCAGCUGCACGCCAUCCUCCUCGCCCUGCACGACCACGUGCCCCACGACACGCUCCGCCAGCUGCUCAUCCGCCCGUUCAUCGGGCGCUACUCCCCUCUGCAGCUCCACCACAUUGAGAUCCUCGCCGCCUUCCGCCAUCUCACGCACGUCGCCCUCAAUGCCACGCUCGGCGUGCUGCUCACAGACGAUGAGCACGAGCAGGUCGCGGGGUGGUGGCCUAACGUAGAGCUCCUCGGGUUUAACACGGCGACGGUGUACGAUCUGUCGCUGUACACGGUGGACACGCCCGCGACGCUUGGGGCGCUCGUGCACUACGCGCGGCUGUGCCCCAGGCUUCGAGACCUGUCUAUCCCUGUGACCGUGCACAGCGGUAGCGUCCCGGACAUCCCCACCGAGCUCAAGUCGCCAAAGUCGCCACCGUCCGCACUGAACUCUCGUCCACCCUCACACCCGCUAUCCCGCCUCUACAUUGGCGACUCCCCGCUCGACGAGGACUGUGUGGAGCAGACGACGACAUUCCUACACCAGCUCUUCCCGAAUCUCGCCCUUAUCAAGUUCGACGAGAACGAGUUGAGCAUGACCUGGCUUGAUGUGCGCAAGGCGUUGGUUGAAACGUAG